Sclerotinia trifoliorum is the source of this 1334-nucleotide messenger RNA. NCBI's taxonomy places the organism in Eukaryota, Fungi, Ascomycota, Leotiomycetes, Helotiales, Sclerotiniaceae. The record is from the annotation of a GenBank genome assembly.
AAAAGUUGAGCCUUACACCUUCAAACUUUCGCGCCUGUUGACUUUGCUACAGGCCCGUAUUAUACAGGUCUCUCCUAUUGGGUGCAUCUGAGACUCGAUACUACGACUUUAAAUCUUGCAUCGACGUCAUUUGGAACUGCGAACUAUUGUACGCAGUACGGUCUUACGACAUCUCCUAGGCCUGGACUCAGAGAGGCUCUUGGAAUUUGGCCUAUCAAAGACUCUGCAACCUCGAGGCGUCCCACAUCUUCAACCAUAAAUCAUGUCUUCAUUCCUCGAGAAGCAACAGGCCGCCUUUCAAAAAGGUAUUCAAAAUACUUCUACUAAGAUUACCAGCAAGCGUCCCACCGCACCAGUUUCCGUACCAUCACCCGCUCCGUCAAACGCUUCAAACACAUCGAAAAGUGAGAACAAAGAUGCUAAGCGCAAGAGAGAAACAUCGAAUGUCGUCUAUUCUCAACCUGCUGCUACUGGUUAUGGAACAGAAGCAUUUACACAAGUCACCUACGUAAUCGAGUUCUUGAAGAAGAAAGAUGAGCCAAAAACAUUCCAAGAAAUCCUAGGAUAUUUGAGCCAGGCACACGUCGAGCAAAGCAAGAAACAACUUAUUGCGCAAAUCCUUCGAAGACACGAUCGAGUUCAAUGGAUCGCCGAUCCUAAGUUAAAGACACAGACUUGGGAUUCUGGCACAUUCAAACAUCGACCUAUCAUUGGUGUUCGUAAUAAGGGCGCUCUAUUAUCAUAUCUUCAAAACAAACCUGAUGCACAAGGAGUAAGUGUUAAGGAUUUGAAAGAUGGUUGGCCAGACUGUGAGGAAGCGAUAAAUGAGUUGGAAGCCGAACAUAGAAUUUUGGUUACGAGGACAAAGAAGGAUAACCAUGCACGAAUGGUUUGGAUCAACGAUUCUACCUUGAUACACCCCGUCGAAUCCGAAUUCCAAGUCAUGUGGCACAGAACCGAACUCCCCAGCGUCGAUGAUCUCGUUCGCAAACUCCUCGAAGCUGGCCAAAAGCCUGCUAGUGAAGACCCAAGUAAACGUGUCAAAACAGCUCCAAAGCCAAAAGAAAAGAAGAGAAAGGCUCCAAGGAAGGGCGGCCGAACUACAAAUACUCACAUGCAACACUUGUUGCGCGAUUAUUCUCACGUGAAGAGAUAGAUAGAUAUGACGACGGUAGACUGAAAUUGUACCAAAAUUGUGGAUGGCGUUUUUUUUGGAGGGUUUUCACAUCAUGGUAUACAUUGGGGCGUUCAAAUCUCGUAUCUCAAAGGGCAAUUCCGGAUUUGUAGAUCCCAAGGCACAUAUGGGAUGGGAUAGAUGGGACGGGACUGGGUUG